AUGAAUGACAUCUUCAUCGGUCUGAAAAUGGCAACCAGGCAAUCUCAGCAGAAGUGCAUCGUGAUCUUUGCCUUGGUGUGCUGCUUCGCUGUGCUGGUGGCGCUGAUUUUCUCCGCCGUGGACAUUUGGGGCGAAGACGAGGACGGGAUCACGGAGGACAACUGUAGCAGGAACUGCAGAGUAGUGCUGGUGGAGAACAUCCCAGAGGACAUCUCCUUCUUGGACAAUGGCACGGCCCACCUCCCUCUAUCAGCGGGGCUGUACAGCCUGCUGGACCGGGCCAUCCGGGCAGUGGAGAUAGUUUCCCCGCUGUGGCUCCUCAACUCCUCUGAUUAUGAGUCCAGCUUCCAGCCGGCUGCCAGACAGGGCAGGGCUCUGCUGUCCAGACUGCAGGGGCUGAAAGCGAAAGGAGUCCAGCUGAAGAUCUCCAGCGGGAUGAUUGACUCGACUGAGCUCAAGAUACUCGCCAAACACUAUGCUGAGGUCCACUACGUGAACAUGACGGCGCUGACCAAAGGCAGCCUCCACUCCUCCUUCUGGGUGGUCGACAGGAGACAUUUCUACUUCGGCAGCGCCAGCAUGGACUGGAGAUCUCUGGCCACAAGGAAGGAGCUGGGAGUGUUGGUGUACAACUGCAGCUGUCUGGCUCUGGACCUCCACAGAGUGUUCAGCCUCUACUGGGGGCUCCAGUACAAAGACUUCAUCCCCUCCUUCUGGUCCAAGCGCCUGUUCGCCCUCUUCAACAGGGACGAACCGCUGGAGCUCACGUUCAACAGCACAAAAGCCGAGGCCUACGUCUCGAGUUCUCCAGAUGUUUUCAUCCCAAAAGAUCGCAGCACUGAUCUGGAAGCCAUUUCCAGGGUCAUCCAGGAGGCCCGCCAUUUCAUAUACAUCUCCAUCACCGACUACCUGCCGCUCCUCGGCAGCAGCACACACAGGUACUGGUCUCGUAUCGACGGUCUUAUAAGAGAGGCUCUCAUCCUGAGGAAGGUGCGGGUCCGUCUGCUGAUAAGUUGCUGGGAAAAGACUCAUCCACUCACUUUCAACUUCCUCUGGUCCCUGAGGAGCCUGUGCAUGGAGCAGGCCAACUGCUCGCUGGAAGCUAAGUUCUUCAACCCCAGAGUGCAGCGGGACGGCAGCCUCCAGGGAAUUAACCACAACAGGUUUAUGGUUACAGACAGAGCCAUUUAUCUAGGGAACCUCGACUGGGUGGGGAAUGAGUUUACCUUUAAUGCAGGAGCCGGCCUUGUGAUCAGCCAGCCAGAAGGCAUCGAGGAGAGAAACUCCACAGUGGUGGAGCAGCUACAGGCCGCAUUCGAGCGGGACUGGUUUUCGCGUUACACCCGCUCCCUGCAGGCUAAUAAAAUCCCUGUUUGCAACAAGCACCAGAUGAACAGGCUGGUGCCAGUCAAAGCCAGCCACCUGGACAGCGGACCAGUGCCUCUCAGAAAGGGUCCACAUGACAGCGGACCUGCACCAAUGAGGAGCCAUCACAAAGUCAAUGGACAGACAUCAGACAAAACAAGGCACCACGAUGACAGACUCAGUAAAGUUGGUCACCAAGGCCCGGCCAAUGGACUCGUGCCGAUCAUGGACAGUUACCAAGAGAGGGGUCAAAUCAAAAUGAGCCACUUUGAAGACAGACAGGUACAAAUCAAAGGUAAUAACCACGACAAUCCAAUGGAUCUACCCGGUCAGUCAGCAGAGAGCAGCGGCUGCAGAGAGAUCUCCAACGGAGCUCUGUGA
Stegastes partitus (bicolor damselfish) is the source of this 1746-nucleotide messenger RNA. RefSeq names its product inactive phospholipase D5-like. The record is from RefSeq and is a predicted model, not a curated record. NCBI's taxonomy places the organism in Eukaryota, Metazoa, Chordata, Actinopteri, Pomacentridae. Bases 1 to 1746 code for a protein of 581 amino acids. Gene Ontology annotation, molecular function: catalytic activity. The transcript has 10 exons.